AUGAAGAAAAGCAAUACUAAUCUAAAAUUACUACGUCAAAUUAAUUUUAAUGAUGAUGAUGAUAUAAUGUUGAAUAAAAAUAUUUUUCUAUCUAAGGAAAAAUUUAAUUUUCAAAGAUUAUUAGGUUGCAAAUAUGAUUCAAAUCUAUGCAAUCAAAACGAAGCUUGUUUUGACGAUGAACUUUUUGGACAAUGUUGGGAUGGUAAAGGAUCAUUACGAAAAAUAUUUACAUUAAAAAAUAGUGUUGAUAGAAUUACAAAUAAUCAAUUAAUUGCAUUAGAUUAUACAAUAAAGUUUUUAAAACGUUAUCAUCUUAAUUGGAAAGAUUAUAUGACACAAUGUAUUCUAAUGCAUAUAUUAAAUGAUUAUUAUCAAUUAAAUUUAUAUCAAUUAGAAUUAUUCUAUAUUGAUUGUUUAAAUAAAGAUGAAUUAUUAAAUCAAUUUGUAACAAUAGAAAAAGAAAAUAAUAAUAAUAUUAAUCGUCGGUAUAUUAAACAAAAACAUAAACUUUAUCAUAAAGAUCCAUAUGCAUCACUUAUCAAUUCUAAAAAUUUAUUUUAUAAUUUUGAUAAUUCAUUAUUUAUGAAAUUGAAUGAAUUAUCUCGUUUAAAAACAAUACCUGAAAAACAAUUUUUUAUUAAUAAUGAUGAUGAUAUUGUAGUAAAAGAAAAACCAAUAAAAUUAAUUACACAAGAAUCUAAAAUGAAUGAACCAACAAAAAUAUUAAUGCAUAUGAAAGAAAAUUAUCCUGAUUUAAUAGAAACAUUAAAAAUUAGUACUAAUAAACAAUUAAAACCAAUAUUAAAUUCAAAAACAAUUCAAAUUAAUAAUAAGAAUCAAAAAUUUAAUAGUACCGAUGCAGAACGUUAUUUUACCGUUGAAACAGCCCGCGGUUAUAUUAUUAUCAAUCGAGAUUUUAAAAACCAAAUGGAAGGAGCUCAAUUAUUGGCACUUAUUGCAGACAUUAAUCGUUGGCCUGCAGCAAUAUUUACUGAACUUAAUGUUGAUCGACAUUUAUUAACAUUUCAUGUUUUGGAUAAUGCUUAUCAAAUAAAUGCAAGCAAUGUUGCUAGUUCAGCUUUAAAUAAUCAGAAAACUAUUGAAAAUCAAUUGGGUAUACGUAUUAUCGAUUCUGGUAUUGGUAAUCCUAAUCAAGGUACUAAAUUAUCAGCUGAACGACAAAAUGGUUCAUAUUUGGCAAUUAUUACAUUGGUUACUUGUGUUUGGAUUCUCUUUAUUAUGGGUUCAUUUGCUGUACUUUAUUUUAUUAAACGUAAUGAUCGUAUUCGAAAUAAAAUUGCUGAAAUAACACAUAUUAAAGGUUUAUCAACAAAUUAUUAUCAAGAUUUAUGUCGACAACGUAUGAAAGCACAACCAACACGUCGUACAUCAUCAGAAAUUCAUCCAACUCAUCAAUUCAAUAAUCGUGUUAAACGUACUAGUGAAGAUUCAUCAUCACGAAGUUCAAUAUCAUCAUAUACUGAUGAACCUAUAACAUCUGUUAAUAUGGAUAUAAUGACAGGACAUUUGAUUCUAUCUUAUAUGGAAGAUCAUCUACGUAAUCGACAUCGUUUAGAAUCUGAAUGGGAAUCAUUUUCUACCGAUAAAAUAAAUGAAGAACAAGCAUCAUGUUCUGUUGCACUUUUAGAAAUUAAUGAAAAAAAGAAUCGCUAUAUGGAUUGUAUACCAUAUGAUCAUACACGUAUUCGACUUGCAAACUAUGACGAUAGUGAUUAUAUAAAUGCAAGUAAAAUUACUGAUUCGGCUCCAAAAUGCAAAUACAUUGCAACACAAGGUCCAAUGCCAAAUACAACAAAUGCAUUUUGGCAAAUGGUUUGGGAACAAGGAUCAUGUGUUAUUGUAGCAUUGACUCGACCUAUUGAAAAUGGUAUUACAAUGUGUCAUCAUUAUUGGCCAGUUGAAGGUUCUGAACAAUAUAAUGAUUUUGAAGUUAAUCUUGUUUCGGAACAUAUUUGGUCGGAUGAUUAUGUUGUUCGAAGUUUUUAUUUAAAAAAUAUUCAAACAAUGGAAACACGUACUGUAACACAAUUUCAUUUUUUAAAAUGGGAUGAAUUGUGUAAUCCACCAUCGGCUAAAGCUUUACUUGACUUUCGACGAAAAGUAAAUAAAUGUUUUCGUGGUCCAUCAUCACCACUUAUCGUUCAUUGCAAUGAUGGUGUUGGACGUACUGGUACAUAUAUAUUACUUGAUAUUGUCUUAAAUCGUAUUUAUAAAGGAACACGAGAAAUAAAUAUUGCUGCUACACUUGAACAUAUUCGUGAUCAACGACCUAAAAUGGUUAAAACAAAAAAUCAAUUGGAAUUUGUCUUCGUUGCUGUUGCUGAAGAAGUAACCGAAUUAUUAAAAUCAUUAUCCCAAUAA
Rotaria sordida is the source of this 2382-nucleotide messenger RNA. Lineage: Eukaryota; Metazoa; Rotifera; Eurotatoria; Philodinida; Philodinidae. The record is from the annotation of a GenBank genome assembly.